UCUCUCUCUCUCUCUCUCUCUCUCUCUCUCUCCACUCUCCAUCUCCACUGCAACUCGGCGAAACCACUCUUCCCCACCACCGCGAGCUCGUUGAAUCGACCAUGGUGUUCGUAUCGGACGCUGCGAGUGCCUGCAAAAGCCGGUUCGGCUUCUCGUCGGACCAUUCCUCCGACCCUGCCGGCACCAACCUCCAUCUCAGGUCUGCUUCCAGGGAGAACGCGGCGCAUUCUCAGGCAUUGGCCGUCCGGAGCAGCGAAGAUCAGAAUGAAGGCUCCUCCGCUGUUGAGUCCUCGUCCCAGGGGUUCGAGUUCUCCGAGGCCCCUUCCUUCUGGAAGGAACACAAUGUGCAGGUCAUUAUUAGAAUAAGGCCUCUGAGCGGGAGCGAGAUAUCGCUUCAAGGGCACAACAAGUGUGUCAGGCAAGAGAGCUGCCAGACCAUCACUUGGACUGGGCAUCCCGAGUCCCGGUUUACUUUCGAUCUUGUUGCAGACGAGAAUGUUAGUCAGGAGAAGCUGUUCAAGGUCGCUGGAGUUCCCAUGGUGGAAAAUUGUGUCGGAGGGUACAAUAGCUGUAUGUUCGCAUAUGGUCAAACUGGAAGUGGGAAGACGCACACGAUGCUCGGAGACAUUGAGGGAGGAACUCGUAGGCAUAGCGUCAACUGUGGGAUGACUCCUCGUGUGUUCGAAUAUCUAUUUUCACGAAUUCAAAAGGAGAAGGAAGCUCGGAAGGAUGGGAAGCUAAGAUUCACUUGUAGAUGCUCAUUUCUGGAGAUAUACAAUGAACAGAUUUUGGAUCUUUUGGACCCCUCAUCUAGUAACUUACAGAUCAGAGAAGACAAUAAGAAGGGGGUUUAUGUAGAGAACCUGAGAGAGGUGGAAGUUUCCAGUGCUCGAGAAGUGAUUCUUCAGUUAAUUCAAGGAGCUGCUAACAGAAAGGUUGCUGCAACUAAUAUGAACCGAGCAAGCAGUCGUUCACAUAGUGUUUUUACAUGCGCUAUUGAAAGUACGUGGGAAGUCCAAGGAGUAACUCACCAUAGAUUUGCUCGGCUCAAUCUUGUCGACCUUGCUGGAUCAGAGAGGCAAAAGAGUUCUGGAGCUGAAGGCGAGCGUCUCAAAGAAGCGACAAAUAUCAAUAAGUCCCUUUCAACGUUGGGACUUGUAAUCAUGAAUCUUGUGAGCGUUUCCAAUGGGAAGUCACUUCAUGUUCCUUACCGAGACUCAAAGCUGACAUUUUUGCUUCAGGAUUCACUUGGAGGGAACUCGAAGACAAUUAUAAUUGCAAAUAUAAGUCCUUCUAACUGUUGCUCGUUGGAGACAUUAAGCACUUUGAAGUUUGCACAACGUGCUAAAUUCAUUAAAAACAAUGCAAUUAUCAAUGAAGAUGCAUCUGGAGACAUAAUUUCAAUGCGUAUGCAAAUUCAGCAGCUCAAGAAAGAAGUGGCCCGACUGCGAGGAAUGAUGAAUGGAGGAGCUGAUGAUGUGGACAAUGAUGUUCUGUCGACGAACUUUCCAGCAACUCCAGGACCCUUCAAGUGGGAAGGGCUUCAUGGAUCGUUUAGUCCACUUACAUCUGAUAAAAGGAUAACUCAUAAGAAUGAUUAUGAAGUUGCUCUUGUUGGAGCUUUUAAGAGGGAAAAGGACAAAGAAAUUGCAUUGCAAGCAUUGGCAUCAGAGAAUCAAGCAGCUCUCCAGCUGGCAAAACAAAGAGAAGAUGAAAUUCAAGGCCUGAAGAUGAGGCUAAGGUUCCGUGAAGCAGGAAUUAAGCGGCUGGAGGCUGUGGCUUCAGGAAAGAUCUCAGCUGAGACUCAUUUGUUGAAGGAAAAGGAACAACAUUUGAAGGAAAUUGAAGUUUUACGAGCCCAAGUUGACAGGAACCAGGAAGUAACGAGAUUUGCCAUGGAAAAUUUGCGAUUGAAGGAAGAAAUUAGAAGAUUAAAGUCAUUUGUUGAGGAAGGUGAGCGGGAGACAAUGAAAGAGCAGAUCGCGGUGCUACAAAACAAGUUGCUAGAAGUACUUGAUUGGAAACUAAUGCAUGAGUCAAAUCCUCCUGCAGCCCAGGAGCCUAGAUCGCCUUGGUAUUCUGAGGAAAAUGAAUUCCUGCGUUUGCAGGCUAUUCAGAAUCAGGCUGAAUUGGAGUCACUGAGAAAGAAACUGGACCUCUGCCUUGAGGAGAAAAAGAAGUUGGAAAGGUAUGUACAAGAGCUUGAAGCCGAGAGAUCUAGAAGAGCUGCGGAAGAAACACAGCAAUUUGAGCAUAUUUCUUCACCUCCAUCGAGAGUUCCUAUUGUCAACUUUGAUGAUCAAAUGGAGUUGAAAACAAUGGUUGAUGCCAUUGCUGCUGCAAGUCAAAGAGAAGCCGAGGCCCAUGAGAGUGCAAUUAUCAUUUCUAAGGAGAAUGAUGAGCUUCGGAUGAAGCUGAAGGUCUUAAUCGAAGACAACAACAAACUGAUAGAAUUGUAUGAGCAGGCAACUGCAGCGAGGAGCGAUGACUUACAAGUGGAUACGGCUAAUGGCACUCUGGAUGAAGGAACAGGAAUUCCUGGUAAUGGAACAUUCCCAGAAUCGUUUGAGUCAAAUGAGACUGAGACCAAGAAGGUGGUUGAGAACCUGGAAUAUCAACUCGAGGAACUGCACGAAGAAAACGAGAAACUAAUGAGCUUAUAUGAGAAAGCCAUGCAGGAGAGGGAUGAGUUCAAGAGGAUGCUUCAUGCUAGUGGACCAGUCACAACUGAAGCAAAAGGUGAAUAUGAGUGUCCCGAGAAGCUCGCAGAGGUUGAUGCAGGUGAUGGAAAUCCUGAGCUAGAAGGUUACCUUGAAUCUAAUGAUCCACCGAGCAAGGCUGAGGCUGUCAUUUCCAUGGAAAAGACGGCUAGAUUUGUGAAACCUUUCUUGUUUAGCGAAUCAGAACUAUUGAAAGAAGAAUCUAAUGCUCGGACCAAUCGUCAAAAUUGUUCUGAGGAUGAUCAAACAGCUUCGGGUGAUUGCUUAGAGACAGAGAACUCAAAUUUCUCGUCUGCUCCACAAGAAAUUGGUUUGGCAAAAACAAAACUUGAAAAUGCUGAGUUUAAGCUCAAAGAAUAUGCAAGAAGUUUUGCUGUGUUUGCUUCAGUCGAGAAGGCUGCAGGUGAAGUUGAUGAGAUCGUAAGACAAAUUGAAGACAUGCAGAAAAUGGUUCAGGUCAAGCAGCAUGAACUCGGAAUGCUUGGGACUGUCCGUUCAGAAAAACAAGAAAGGGCCUGUCUCGCUUUUAAGAAGUUCUCAGCUCUGAAACACACUAUCUUGAGCUUCUCAUCAUCCUUAGAGUACUUUGAGCAGCGAGAGGCUCGGGCAAAGGGAAGGGUGAAUGAUUCAUUAUUGCAUCUCAACAAGAAGAAAAAUGAACUGUCCCUUCUUCAAGCCCGAAAGGAUGAACUGGAGCUGGCUCUGGUGAAGAAUCAGGAAUCUGAAGAGGAAAUAAAGAAGAGGCUUGCAAGCUUGAAGUCGAAAUAUGAGGAAGAGAAGCGGAAACAGGAUAGCGAGAAGGUCCUUUUUGCCAUAGACAAUGUCGAGAAUGUGAACCCAUCGAAGAGGACAUGGAACUUGGGCGGGAAAGCUGGUGACUUGCUCAAGUCCGAGGAAGAAAAGAUCAAGCUGCAGGCUGAGAUUGGCUUUUGCCAAGAAAGGCUGGGUACUAUUAGGAAGGAACUCGGAGAAAUCAAGCCAAAAUAUGAGAAAAUAUAUUCCAUGAUACAGGCAGUCCAAGGCGAUAUCACCAAAGGUUCAAGGAUGGUGGAGGAUCUGGAGAUUGCACUUCAAGGAGUGAUGCAAGAGAAGAACAGUCUUUUAGAGGUCAGAGAAAAAGGGAGCGAUGAAACUCGGGAUGUGUUUCUUUCAUUCCAGCAGCAUGUAUUCGAGACUGAUCUAAAGGCAGAAGAGAUGGAAGUUCUGGAAGAGGAACUGAAAAUGCAGCUAAAGAGGAUCGGAGAACUGGAGUUAGCUCUGGCUGAGAAGAAGAUCCAUUUGUCGGAGGAAAUGCGGCGUCACGUGGGCAGGUCGCAGGAAGUAGAAGAUGAGCUUCAGAGUGCUGUGUCAAUGAUCGAGGAGGCAACAUCAUUGCUAGUAAAUCACCUGUAAAAUUAUCUAAAUCGAACAUCAAAGAGCCUUGGAGUGCAGUUGCCGUAUUGUGUAAUCUAGUUGGAAGCUAUUUUUUGUAAGCCGAUUGCUUAUUUCCAGUAUAUAAUCCACUUGCAGUGUCAGUCA
Messenger RNA from Punica granatum (pomegranate), 4238 nucleotides. NCBI's taxonomy places the organism in Eukaryota, Viridiplantae, Streptophyta, Magnoliopsida, Myrtales, Lythraceae. The record is from RefSeq and is a predicted model, not a curated record.